Saprolegnia diclina VS20 is the source of this 948-nucleotide messenger RNA. RefSeq lists its product as hypothetical. Gene Ontology annotation, molecular function: nickel cation binding. The transcript has 3 exons. The record is from RefSeq and is a predicted model, not a curated record. Bases 1 to 921 code for a protein of 306 amino acids. NCBI's taxonomy places the organism in Eukaryota, Oomycota, Saprolegniomycetes, Saprolegniales, Saprolegniaceae.
AUGGCGACGCCAGACAAGCGCAACAAUGGCGAGCUCACGUUCGAGUACGUGGCCGAGACAGGCGAGACGCUGGCGACGCACGAGUAUGCAGCGUACCCGCUCAAGUUUCUUCGGCCCACGAGCGCGAUAUCGCUCGGCUUUCACACGAACGUCAUCUGCAUCUUGGGCUACGGCGGCGGCCUCGUCUCGCGCGACCACACCAAGAUCCACGUAGUCGCGAACGCAUCGACCUCCGCCGUGCUCUGUACGCAGGCUACAACCAAAGUCUUCAAGUGCAUUCCAGACCCGGCGCGGGCCAACGACCGUACGAAGCAAGAGUUGCACGUGUCGCUGCACGCGCACGCGACAUUCCUCCUCUUGCCCGACCCCGUCACGUGCUAUGAAAAUGCCAAGUACGUACAGCGCCAGGUCUUUGAGGUCGACGCCACCGCGACGCUCGUCGUCUUGGACUGGCUCACGAGCGGCCGCGUCGCGCGUGGCGAGCACUGGGCCUUCGACACCUACGAGAGCUGCAACGAGAUUUACAUGACGCAUGCUGACAACGCGCCGUCUACGCCGCUUGUGAUCGACCGCGUGCGGCUCCGGCAAGACGAGACGAUCCCGCUCCGGACUCGCAUGGGUGGUAUGCAUGUCAUGGGCACCCUCGUGCUCUGCGGGCCGCGCGUCAUGGCGCUUGUCGCGCAGCUUCUCGCCGACGGCGCGCGCAAGCAGCUCGCGCCGCACCAGUCGCCCGUGCCGUCGGGCCGCUUGGCGCAAAGCGACGUGUCGGACGUGCGGUCGGCCAUUAGCCCCUUGGGCCACCACGGAGCGAUAAUUCGGUUUUGCGCCCACUCGACCGACGCUGCGUACGCAUACAUCAAGGACAUCUUGGCGCCGCUCCACGACCUCGUCGGCUAUACUUGUUUUCAGGAAAAUCGCUAAGUUUAAACGAUCUCAUUGUCAUUCGGA